Marasmius oreades (fairy-ring Marasmius) is the source of this 186-nucleotide messenger RNA. RefSeq lists its product as uncharacterized. NCBI's taxonomy places the organism in Eukaryota, Fungi, Basidiomycota, Agaricomycetes, Agaricales, Marasmiaceae. The coding region runs from base 1 to 186 and encodes 61 amino acids. The record is from RefSeq and is a predicted model, not a curated record. The transcript has 2 exons.
AUGUUAAGGUUAGACCCCGAGACUGACACGGAGCAACACCCUGGGACCAAGUCCGUUCUUCUGCAGGAAGCGUCGCUCGACGUCACUAUCUUUGGAUCAGCAAAAGCCGCACAUGAGUUCGAGAAACACCCUCAGAGAAUUGCCUACUUUGUAGAGCAUGGAGUGGUUCAGGUGGCGGAUCAAUAA